CCACUUUUUCUCUCCCCUCCCUCCCUCUCUCCUGCACCCCACCUCUCUUCCUCCCUCCCCUCCUCUUUUUCACGCACCCCCUCUCUUCCCCUUUCUUCUCCAUUUCAAUUUUUUUUGAAAACCUUCUCCAUUUCAGUAUCUUUCUCCUUCUUUAAGACUUCCAAUUUUUACCAUCUUUCCCCCAUCCAACCUUCGAUCUUCUCCUGCUUAUCUCCUCUUCCACCGGUGACGUUGCCGACGGAGGCCCUACGCCGGUUGCCGACGGCCGGCCUACUCCGGUUGCCAUUUCGGAUGCAACCUCAAGGGAAGACAACAAUGAAGGCAAAUCAAGAAGUUUUGAAUAACUUGAGUAGCAAAUCUUCUUUUCUGGAUUUUGUUUUCUUGAUUUUUGAUGUAUUUUCGAAAUAAAAAAUGUUGUCUGUCUGACAGACAACUUGUAAGUGCAGUGUCUGUAAGAGUCUUGAAGUUGUCUGUCAUUUGAAAAAUAAUGUCUGUAAUUGAUAUUUAAUUGUUUGUCAUUUGUUUAUUAGUAGUUUGUAUUUGUAUUUGUCUGUAAGAGUCGUGAAGUUGUCUGUAAUUGAUAUUUAGUUGUUUGUCAUUUCAUUUUGAGUUGUAUAAAAUUUGUGGUGAAAAUUAAUGUCUGUCUGGUUAUCUCUAUUGUUUGUCUAGGAAUACGUAUUGUCUGUCUUUUUAUGAAACAUAUGCCAAUAUGGUAAUUCACAAUAAAAUAAUGUUUGUAUGUGUAUAUUUAAUGUCUGUCUCGUUAGACUAAUUACAUCUCAAUUAAAUAAAGUAAUUAGAUACAGUUCACAAUCAAAUACAGACAAAUCAAAACAAAUACAGACAACUCAAAAAUAAAUACAGACAACUCAAAACAACUGACAAACAAUUAACCAUCAAUUACAGACAGACAGACAACUUCACGACUCUUACAGACUCUUCACAACAACAUGACAGACAACUCAAAAAAUACAGACAACUUACAAGCAAAUGACAGACAAUUACAUAUCAAUUACAGACAUUUAGUUUUCAAAUGACAGACAACUUCACGAGUCUUACUAACAAAUACAGACACUGCACUUACAAGUUGUCUGUCAGACAAACAUCCCUUUUUAUUUUGAAAACACACCCAAAAAAACAAGAAAACAAAAUCAAGAACAAAAAAUCAAGAAAAUAAGAUCUGCUCUAAACUUCUUGGUCUACACCUUUCGUUGUUCCUUCUUGUUCACCUAGCUCUCCCCAUUUGUCCGAUUACUGUAGGUCCGCCAUUUGAAACGGAAAAAAAAGGCGGAAGACGAGAGAAGUAGGAGAAGAAGGUUGAAGGAGGAAAAGAUGGUAAAAAUGAGAAACAUUUAAGAAAUGGAGAGAUCUUGAAAUGGAGAAAAGUAAAAGAGAAAAGGGAAGGGAUGGGCUGUGUGAAAGGAACGAAGAACCAGGGGAGAGGGGGAGGGGGGAAGAAAAGUG
This is a messenger RNA of Cuscuta epithymum, 1464 nucleotides long. NCBI's taxonomy places the organism in Eukaryota, Viridiplantae, Streptophyta, Magnoliopsida, Solanales, Convolvulaceae. The record is from the annotation of a GenBank genome assembly.